Messenger RNA from Nematostella vectensis (starlet sea anemone), 4506 nucleotides. Its product is annotated as AP-5 complex subunit zeta-1. NCBI's taxonomy places the organism in Eukaryota, Metazoa, Cnidaria, Anthozoa, Actiniaria, Edwardsiidae. Gene Ontology annotation, cellular component: AP-5 adaptor complex. The coding region runs from base 58 to 2811 and encodes 917 amino acids. The record is from RefSeq and is a predicted model, not a curated record. The transcript is spliced from 25 exons.
CAGGAAACCCAGUACCAAUAUGAUGCAUUAUUAUGGUCUUCCUGUGGUUUUUACAAGAUGGCGGCGGAAGGUGGAAGUAGAGACCCAUCAAGUGUGAUGAAAAAAGCAAGGGUCAUUGAUGACAAUGAAUUGCAAGAGUUUUGUAUCAAAGUUGUCGGCACUUUACGUGGCCGAGACAGGGGAAGUGAUUGUAUUAGUCAGCUUAGACGGCUGUUUCUACUGAUUGCGGUGACGAGGAGGCGGCGAAGGAUUCCCACUGACCUCAUAGAGGAAUUAAGCAAUGCUACCUCAGAGCCGCAGCAAGGCUCCAAGCGAUUUAAGCUCCUGUGUUCUCUCAUCCUACGCGAGACCACACCCACCAAGCAGCUGGUCAUAACAAGCUUGGAUCCCCCUGUUGAGCAGCAUGAUAUCCCUUUAUUGCUACCGCUGGUCUUGGUGCAAGGGUGUGAGCUAGGGUAUUGGACAACACAUGUGCCACAACUGACAAGGUGGAUCAUGGGAGGUGGAGUCCCUGUUGAGCUCCAAACACUAGCCCUUAGUAGCCUAAACCUGAUUAUGUACUCUCACAAGAACCUCCUUUCGAAAGAGGAGCUUGGGUCCAUGUGCCAUCAGAUGGCUCACUGGUUGAGGAAUGCAAGCACCGUGUCUGCACCAAACCCCUUCCAGAGGCAGAUAUUUGGUGGAAGCAAAUCUAAAGGGUACCAGUCUGUUGCAGAGAUUGAUGGCACUGCAUCAAGGUUCUUCUUCACAAUUCUGACCAUUGCACAGUAUUGUUUCCCAGAUCAAGUCCUUAACAUCUACAGCUUCUCAAUGCUGCGAACAUGGCUCAUGAACACAGAUGUCCUUCAGCCCACUGACAAUAACAUCCAAUCAGGUGUCUUGCUCCAACACUCCCCAAUAUCAACUCCAAGGUCACUUAUAGACACAUCCCAGCCAUCACGACACAGCUCCCCCUCACAAGAACCCUUCGAGACAACAGCGACUAGCCUGGACAAUCUAUCUAUUGGAUCCCAGACCUCUGCUGGCUUCUACAUUCCCAUGUCACAGUCUCCUGACAAUCAGUCUGGUGCACAGUCUCCAGCUCUAGGCUCUUCCCCUGAUGACCGUGCCUCACUGUACUCCAGUGGACUGGAGAGGGCUUCAACACCUCUCAGCUUCCCCCUCACCCUUGAAGAGAGCACAGAGAGGUAUGCACCGCCCAAGCGAGGUCACCAGAAAAAGCUUUCCAGGAAUAUCAGUUUUACCAAGCUGUUUCCACACACUGCUCAGCAGGGGCCUCUUACUGGUCAGGAGGAGCUGAGGGAGAAGGCCGUGGAAUACUGUUUAAGGGUGCUGCAGCAAAGCGAAAGAAAGCCAGCCAAAAUGCAGGAUGCUGUUCUACUUGAAGGAAGUAUCGUUGAGGCUGUUCACAUACUAGACCUCCUGUGCCAAAGUGACAAGUCCCUUGUCCCUAAACUGAUUGAGAUCAUACGGCGGCUGUAUGGACGCAUCACCACCGACAUGAGCAUGGGCAAGUGGAAGAGGGUGAUGCUACCCGUUGUACAGUUCUUCCUCAACCACGGGGAAGCUGUUGUCUUUGAUGCUGAGCCCGCAUGCAAGAUGCUGUUUGGGAACUUUGUUAGUGCAUACUACUUCAGCGCUCCAUUUGCAUUUGAUGUUGUGAUGUUUUGCCUGAAUAACAUGGAAAAGCUCUGCCUUUCUACAAGUAUCUUCAUCAAGUUUUUCCCAAACCUGUUAAAGAUCUUAGCCUGGUUUCCAAGAACAUUUCUCAUGGAAUUCUUGGAACUGCUUCCUGUGAUGAUGUCAGAAGACUCAGCAGUAGAGGUGUUUCAUAGUUUGCUAGACCUGCCAUGUCUGUCUGCCGCCAUGUGCACAUCUUGGAAUGCCAGAGCGAAAUCAAGUAGUGAUGUUCCCAGCACAAAGCUAACAUCUGCUGACUCCUUCCUUGACUCCAAGUACAAACCUUUGUUCAGCUUCAUCCUGAGGCCUGAAGCAGGGCAUGGAGACACCAUCAGCAAGCUGGUGGUGUUACACGAGCUGCUUGCUGACAUGGUAGAACACCCAAGGGUCAUGGUCUCAUCACAAAUCGUUACACCUUUAUUGAGUACAUAUUUCAAGGUCCUGAUGUCAGAGGCGGACUGUAGCAUCGUCAGCAGACUUGUCCCCGUAAUCCUGGAGAGGAGUGUGCUGAUCUACAACGUGCAGAACUGUGAUAUACACAUCAGAAGAAUUCUAGCGGAGCAGCUAAUUCUGAUUUUCCAGACGUAUCCAAGUCUGAUCGCUACCCAUCAACCGGACAUCACAGAGUUCAUUGCCGGCAUGAAAAACCUUGGGCUCGACAAACAGAAUUUCUUCAUAAACCUUGUGUGGUCGAUAGGUGAAUAUGCCUCAGCAUCCUAUUACAAGGGCUGCACUGUUCCCAUGAUCGUACAGUACUUCGAGAGUCUGGAGGCGUUGACGUAUGAGAUUGUAAUGCAAUCCUCGCCUGGCAAGGUGCCAUUCACAGGGAAACUGAUAUCUGUGCUGAUGACAACUCUCGCCAAGCUUGCUUCAAGAUGCCAAGAUCUCGUCCAGAGAGCUAUUCUUUGCUGCAGUAAAAUCGUCCGCACAAAACCGGAAAUGCUGACAGAUCCCGGAUGUUACCAGGACCUAUUGAUCCGAUCUCAGGAGCUCAUUAACCUUCUAAAGCUGCCAAACGUUGCGCCCGUGGUUUUGAACCCGCAACCAGACUGGGUGACAGGAAGGUGGCAUAGCGACCGUAACGCCUCCCUCCCGCUUCUCCUGCAAACAACUAAAGUCAUCGUAUCCUGAGGAGGCUGUUUCGAGGUGGAACAGAGUUGAGCAACAGGUGACCUAGCUGUUUUUCCAUCGUUCAGUCCUUGUAACGCCAUCCUGCUGGUGACCUGUAUCGCAAGGUCACACAUGGCAAACAGCGUGACAGAAAUAAUAUUGUAACGCAUUCUUGCCGAAGUCCUGUGUCACCUGCUCAGCAAAGCAUCACGCCGGGUAAUGCUACUUAGUUUUCAGGAUUCCUGUGUACAGUACAUAAACUUAUUGUGACCAGACCAUGAAGUUUGGAGGCUUCUCGUAUUGGUUUGCUAAAGAAUGGUUGAAAUUUACCAGACAUAUUUCAAGGCUGGCAAUUUUUGUUUCUGCCGGAGUCGUAUCUCCUGAAAUGAGACUAGGAGAAGGGCCAGACCUCUAGAUAACCUUAACGCAAAAUUCUUAGCACCUCGGUAAUUCCAAAAUAGCUGAUCUUCAGCACGAUAAUAUAUUUUAGAAAUGUAUUAUUAUCAUCGGUGUUCAGGGUUAUGUUACCCCUCCCCUCCCCUGAGCCAAUUCUGGGUACGCGCAUGAAUACAACUGAUCGAAAUCCCCACUCAUCAAAUUUAGGAAGCCUUAAAAUUCUAAGUUCAUUUGAGUUCAUCUCUCGUGUAUAAAACGUAGGCUUGCCUUCCGCGCCGUGCCAUUAAUGGAUCAGACGCCUUGGAUCAGACUAACUUGGAUCAGACGCCUUGGAUCAGACUAACUUGGAUCAGACGCCUUGGAUCAGACUAACUUGGAUCAGACUAACUUGGAUCAGACUAACUUGGAUCAGACUAACUUGGAUCAUACGAACUUGGAUUAGACGAACUUGGAUCAGACUAACUUGGAUCAGACUAACAUGGGUCAGACUAACUUGGAUCAGACUAACUUGGAUCAGACUAACUUGGAUCAGACUAACUUGGACCAGACUAACUUGGAUCAGACUGACUUGGAUCAGACUAACUUGGAUCAGACGAACUUGGAUUAGACGAACUUUGAUCAGACGAACUUUGAUCAGACGAACUUGGGUCAGACUAACUUGGAUCAGACUAACUUGGAUCAGACUAACUUGGAUCAGACUAACUUGGAUCAGACGAACUUGGAUCAGACGAACUUGGAUCAGACUGACUUGGAUCAGACGAACUUGGAUCAGACUAACUUGGAUCAGACUGACUUGGAUCAGACUGACUUGGAUCAGACUAACUUGGAUCAGACUAACUUGGAUCAGACGCCUUGGAUCAGACGCCUUGGAUCAGACGAACUUGGAUCAGACGAACUUGGAUCAGACGAACUUGGAUCAAACGCCUUGGAUCAGACUAACUUGGAUCAGACGAACUUCCACGCCUUGGAUCAGACUAACUUGGAUCAGACGAACUUGGAUCAGACGAACUUGGAUCAGACGAACUUGGAUCAGACGAACUUGGAUCAGACAAACUUGGAUCAGACAAACUUGGAUCAGACUAACUUGGAUCAGACUAACUUGGAUCAGACGAACUUCCACGCCUUGGAUCAGACUAACUUCCACGCCUUGGAUCAGACUAACUUGGAUCAGACUAACUUUUGCUUCAAGUGAAUCUGCAAGGGCUGUGUGAAUGACAAAUCCCGUGUGUCCCCUGAAUUACCAAAGCUAACAACCAAUCAGCAAGUGUUGUAGAAAAAGUAUUUGACAAGGAAAACGUUAAUAAAGAGUCUGGAACAGUG